Molecule: messenger RNA, 1381 nt
Organism: Salvia hispanica
Lineage: Eukaryota; Viridiplantae; Streptophyta; Magnoliopsida; Lamiales; Lamiaceae
Source: RefSeq, a predicted model, not a curated record
UUUCUUUACCUAUCUCUGGGUUGAAGAAUAUCUUGACGAAUCAGAACCUUACAGCUCAAGCCAUGAGUACAUCUCAGGGAAACCUGGCUUCGAAUCUUGCAUCAAAGGUUGCCUCACCGCGGGACAUUGUAAAUAUAGAGGAUAGACCUGAUCAUCUUCUUGUUCUUGUACAUGGUAUCUUGGCAAGCCCAAGUGAUUGGACGUAUUUUGACACAGAGUUGAAGAGACGAGUAGGAAAGAAGUUUUUGAUUUAUGCUAGUUCAUGUAACAUGUACACUAAGACUUUCACGGGGAUUGAUGGUGCUGGAAAACGACUUGCCGAUGAAGUCAUUCAGGUUGUGAAAAAGACAGAGGGACUAAAGAAGAUAUCCUUUCUGGCCCAUUCACUUGGUGGACUAUUCGCAAGAUAUGCAAUCGCUGUUCUGUACACUCCCGGUGAUGUAAUUGGGACUCAGGCUUCGGCAUUCCAAUCCUCGGGCUCUUCAAAUAAAGGUUUGAUUGCCGGGAUGGAGGCGAUUAACUUUAUCACCCUGGCAACUCCUCAUCUUGGAGUGAGAGGAAAUAGGCAGCUUCCAUUCCUUCUUGGUGUACCUUUCUUGGAGAAACUUGCUGCUCCUAUUGCCCCUAUUUUUACUGGCCGAACUGGGAGUCAGCUCUUCCUCACAGAUGGAAAACCCAGUAAACCCCCUCUUUUAUUGAGAAUGGCAUCAGAUUGUGAAGAAGGAAAAUUUAUAUCAGCACUCGGUGCUUUCAGAUGCCGAGUCCUUUAUGCUAAUGUCUCCUAUGACCAUAUGGUUGGUUGGCGCACAUCAUCCAUACGAAGAGAAAAGGAGCUUUUCAAGCCUCCUAGGCGAUCUUUGGAUGGCUACAAACACGUUGUUGAUGUGGAGUACUGCCCUCCCGUUUUAUAUGAGGCUCCACAUUUCCCACCAGAAGCAGCGAAAGCAAAGGAGGCUGCUAAAAACAAACCCAGCGUACAAAACACAGUAGACUAUCACGAGAUCAUGGAAGAGGAGAUGAUCCAUGGUUUGCAGCGACUAGGGUGGAAGAAAGUUGAUGUCAGCUUUCACUCAUCAUUCUGGCCCUUCUUUGCUCAUAAUAACAUCCAUGUGAAAAACGAGUGGUUUCACAACGCUGGAGCUGGAGUGGUGGCUCAUGUUGCAGACACCAUUAAGCAACAGGAUAUGCUACAGGAAACCUCCUCUACGUUCAUUGCUGCUAAUUUGUAGCUCUACAAUCGCAAUAUGCUUCGAUAAUAUACUAUACUAACUUGUAUAUCUUCUCUCAAUAUUUGUUAGAACGACAUUCUAUGUAGUAGUAGUAUACAAAGAUGAGUGACAGGUAUACUAAGUUUUUUUAAGAUCUUCAUAGUUUUAUUUCA